CCCUUGUGGUGAUCCGUCCUUUCAUCCUGGUGUUUGCCUGCAGCAAGAUGGCGGCGGUCUCAAUGUCAGUGGCGCUGAGGCAGGCGUUGUGGCGAAGGGUAGUGGCUGUAGCUGCCCUUUCCGUUUCCAGGGUUCCGACCAGAGAUGGAUGCCUCCCUAUGUUGCCCAGACUGGUCUUGAAUCCUGGGUUGAAGCAGUCCGCCUGCCUAGGCUCCCCAAAGUCAUUGAGCACUUCCACAUGGAGAUUGGCACAGGACCAGACUCAAGACACACAACUCAUAACAGUUGAUGAAAAAUUGGAUAUCACUACUUUAACUGGCGUUCCAGAAGAGCAUAUAAAAACUAGAAAAGUCAGGAUCUUUGUUCCUGCUCGCAAUAACAUGCAGUCUGGAGUAAACAACACAAAGAAAUGGAAGAUGGAGUUUGAUACCAGGGAGCGAUGGGAAAAUCCUUUGAUGGGUUGGGCAUCAACGGCUGAUCCCUUAUCCAACAUGGUUCUAACCUUCCGUACUAAAGAAGAUGCAGUUUCCUUUGCUGAAAAAAAUGGAUGGAGCUAUGACGUUGAAGAGAGGAAGGUUCCAAAACCCAAGUCCAAGUCUUAUGGUGCAAACUUUUCUUGGAACAAAAGAACAAGAGUAUCCACAAAAUAGGUUGGCACUGACUAUAUCUGUGCUUGACUGUGAAUAAAGUCAGCUGUGCAGUAUUUAUAGUCCAUAUACAUCGCUUAAUCUCCUAAUAAAUUUGACCUUUAAACUAUA
Molecule: messenger RNA, 758 nt
Organism: Macaca mulatta (Rhesus monkey)
Lineage: Eukaryota; Metazoa; Chordata; Mammalia; Primates; Cercopithecidae
Gene: NDUFS4
Product: NADH:ubiquinone oxidoreductase subunit S4
Biological process (GO): electron transport chain
Cellular component (GO): respiratory chain complex I
Source: RefSeq, a predicted model, not a curated record